CUCAGCUCUUAACAACGCCACUCUGGCCACACGUGACAGGCUCACCCAGAGCCUCCAGCAAACGCCUCCUUUUCCCACCCCACCCCCCGGGGACUGACCUGGGGCCUGAGCUUAACCACCCCAGACAGAGCGACCUUCCUGGGCAGGCUCCAGAGAGCCCGACCUGGGCUAUGGAGCUGAGGGGCGCGUUGUCCUGGGCAUGCUGCCUGGUGAGCAGCUUGUAUUUAUGUUCUGCCUUUGUUCUCCCAGUCGGGAACUCUGCCCCUGCGGCCCGAAUUCAAGACCCUGCGGUUGGACAGUUUUGGCAUGUGACUGACUUACACCUAGACCCUACAUACCACAUCACUGAGGACCAUACAAAAGUAUGUUCAUCUUCCAAGGGGGCAAAUGCUUCCAACCCUGGUCCUUUUGGAGACUUUCUAUGUGAUUCUCCAUACCAGCUCAUUUUAUCAGCAUUUAAUUUCAUUAAGAGUUCUGGACAACAAGCAUCUUUCAUGAUAUGGACUGGGGAUAGCCCUCCUCAUGUUCCAGUAAAGGAACUCUCCACAGAUAUAGUAAUAAAUGUCAUUGGCAAUAUGACAACCACCAUCCAAAGCCUCUUUCCCAAUUUCCAGGUUUUUCCUGCUUUGGGCAAUCAUGACUACUGGCCUCAGGACCAACUACCUAUAUCCACCAGCAAAGUAUACGAAGCUGUAGCAAACUUCUGGAAACCGUGGUUAACUGAGGAAUCCAUCCGUACUUUGAGGACAGGUGGCUUCUAUUCACAGACCGUUCCAUCCCAUCUGAGCCGUCAGUCCCUCAGGAUCAUCAGUCUAAACACAAACUUGUACUAUAGCCCCAAUGCUGUCACUCUUAACAAGACUGACCCUGCAAAUCAGUUUGAGUGGCUGGAGAACACGCUAAAGAGCUCUCGGCAAAAUAAAGAAAAGGUAUAUGUGAUAGCCCAUGUACCAGUGGGAUAUCUACCAUGUUCAAGAGAUGUAACUGCUAUGAGAGAAUAUUACAAUGAGAAACUGAUUGGUAUUUUCCACAACUACAGUGAUGUUAUUGCAGGACAAUUUUAUGGACACACUCACAGGGAUAGCAUUAUGGUCCUUUCAGAUAGAAAAGGGAAUCCAGUCAAUUCCUUGUUUGUGGCUCCUGCUGUGACACCAGUGAAAAAUGUUUUAGAAAAACAAACCAACAACCCUGGAGUCAGACUGUUUCAGUAUGAUCUUCAUGAUUAUCAAUUGCUGGAUAUUUGGCAGUAUUAUUUAAACCUCACAGAGGCUAACAUGAAAGAAGAACCCAGCUGGAAAUUGGAGUACAUCUUGACAAAGGCUUAUGGCAUUGAAGACUUGCAGCCUAAAAAUUUAUAUGGGUUAGCUAAGCAAUUUGCAGUCUUAGAUAGUAAACUGUUCUUAACAUACUACAAGUAUUUCUUUGUGAGUUAUGACAGCAAUAUAAUUUGCAGUAGAGAAUGUAAGACCUAUCAGAUCUGUGCAAUUAUGAAUCUUGACCAGAUAUCCUAUACAGACUGCCUCAAGCAAUAUGGCCUCUAGCAUAGGCAGUAGUUAUUUCUCCAUUAAAAUUUUUAAAAAAAGAGAAAAUAUUCUAUUUCUCAUUGAUCUAUUUAUAGGAAUUUAUGUAAAUUCUUUUGUGAAUUACUGUGUCAGUUAAAUGGAAGUCUUUUCCUCUUUAAUUAUGCCCAAUUGCAGAUAUUUGUUUAACAUUCUGAUUUUUUGAUAUUGUUGAACAAUGUUUAUAUAGGCCAGUAUUCAGUGGCUUUUAGAUAUGAAUUCUCAUUUCCAUGGCUGUGUAAUUAUUUCCAGACUAGAGGAACUUGUCAUUUACACAGCAAAACAAAUGACCACUUCUUGAGUGAAACCACAUGUCCUAUUUUAGUGUCUUUCAAUUCAGGUGUUAUAAAUAAUUUUAUUAUACAAAAAUAUUAAAAAACUGGAUAAUGUAGAAUUUGAUAAAGUUGCAUAAAUCAGAUUCUAGAGCACUAGCCUGCAAAAUGGAAAUGUGAAAUCUAUUUUUAUCUUUACAUAUGGUUGGCCUUAGGUAAAGCUACUGAAUCUAUUUGUCCCAGUUUCUCCAUCUGCAACUAUAUCCUAUGAUAAUUGGGCGUGUAAUAUAAUUCACCUUACCCUCUAUGGGAAAUACAGCCAUAUGUAGCAUUUUUGUGUUUGGGGAUUGGUGGAAAGAAUUUCAUCCAUACUUCUUCCAUCUGUACCACACACCUAGUGUAUCUACUCUAUGCAUGUUAGAAUUUGGGGGAAAGAAAGGCUCUCAAAGGGAUCGUGUUAGGAACAUAAAAAUGAGAUCUCACAUGAGAAGAGAAAAAAAAUGUGUUCUUACAGUGGGUGGGGGCUAUAUUUACCUUUUUUUGGUCUGUAUUCUCUUAACUAGACCACAGGUUACUGCCUCAUUUAAUGUUCUCUUCCCCUGUUGGGUAUAGUUGUACCUGAAAGGGAAUAAGGGUAGGUCUAAUUUCUUUGUAGAGCCAUGAGAAAACUAAGCCAGUACCUUUAUAAAAACCAAAGAGAAGAAUUAUGUUCAAGCAUCUUUAAAGUCUUGACUUGAUGGUUUAAGAGGUUCUAUAAAUACAAAAUGUUCUUACAAUAAAACAAAGUUAUCAUGAUUUCUACUGGACUGAAAACAUAAAGGUCCUAACCUGGAUCCCAUGAAUAUAAAAAACAAUGCACUUGCUACUCAUUAAGUAAGAGGUUUUUGUUUUGCUGUGGUUUUUUAAAAGUGAAAUUUAUUGUGUUUUGCAAUGAGAAUGCUGAAAAAUAUUUCAUUCUAAUCAUCUAUAUGUAUACCAUGGGUAAAUCACUUUAUUAUACAUGCCUCCAACUGUAAAAAGUGGCAUUCAGGUGUUGUGCAAUAUUGCUUUUAUUACUGAAUGAUGGUAUUCUAAUAUUAUGAAUGUAUCAACUGCUUUAUAAAUUUUUAUUUCCACUAAGAAAAUUGGAACAUGCAAUUUAAAUAAAUUUUUGUAGAAGAUCUAGGACCAUUUUGAUUAGCAUUUAGAUAAUUUUUUCAUUCUUAAAAAGCAGUUGGCAAUUAUAGUGCCUGUUUUUAUUAUUCAUUUCAGGUUGUGUCCAAAUAUACAAUAAAU
Vombatus ursinus (common wombat) is the source of this 3106-nucleotide messenger RNA. It is a transcript of the gene SMPDL3A, whose product is annotated as sphingomyelin phosphodiesterase acid like 3A. The transcript has 8 exons. The record is from RefSeq and is a predicted model, not a curated record. Bases 171 to 1541 code for a protein of 456 amino acids. Gene Ontology annotation, molecular function: sphingomyelin phosphodiesterase activity. Gene Ontology annotation, biological process: sphingomyelin catabolic process. NCBI's taxonomy places the organism in Eukaryota, Metazoa, Chordata, Mammalia, Diprotodontia, Vombatidae.